This is a messenger RNA of Saccostrea cuccullata (small rock oyster), 858 nucleotides long. RefSeq lists its product as uncharacterized. Lineage: Eukaryota; Metazoa; Mollusca; Bivalvia; Ostreida; Ostreidae. The record is from RefSeq and is a predicted model, not a curated record. The coding region runs from base 62 to 475 and encodes 137 amino acids. The transcript is spliced from 6 exons.
AUUUGAUACAGAUUAUAUUAACAGUCAUCUGAACAGUGUAAUAGGUGCUCUAACAAAGAUAAUGAACUGCAAAAUUGAUGAAUGUGAUGAAGCUGAUCAUGCCCGCCAUCAUAUGUUUGUAAAGAGCCCUGCAGAUAUGUAUGACAAAUACAUUAAACAGUAUUUCUUUGGAAGAAAAUUUUUAAGUUCUCAGGAACAAGAACAUCUACAAACAGUUCUCCAAGAAGAAAUGUUCUGCAGCAAACCUUUGCCUGGAUCCAUUUUCACUCGAUAUAGAACCUUCCAAACUCUUGAAAAUGAAGAAUUGGAAAGUAUCCUUAUAGAUAGUCCACUAAUGGCAGUUCACUAUUUCUCAUUCAUUCUACUGAAAGAAGCAAUGGUUUAUCUGAUCUGUAAUAAAACAGGACUGCCUUAUGAAGAGGCUGAUGCAAGAUGUUCAUCAACAGAGUGUUCAGUAAAGGAUUUCCAUCUAUAAGUGACUGUUCAGUCCAAAAACUUAUUAUGCCAAACAAACUUAUUAUGCCAUACAACAAACCAGUAUUUGGUUUUUUUUGUUAGUUAAUAUGUGAUAAAUGUUGCAGUAUGAUGUGUAGUGACUGGAUUGUGUUGUGAAGUGACUGGAUUAUGUAGUUAAAUGAAUGGAUUAUGUUGUGUUGUGAUUGGGUUAUGUAGUGCAGUGAUUGGGUUAUGUUGUGUAGUGACUGGGUUAUGUAUUGUAGUGACUGGGAUAUGUAGUGUAGUGACUGGUAUAUGUAUUGCAGUGACUGGGAUAUGUUGUGUAGUGACUGGGUUAUGUUGUGUGGUGACUGGGUUAUGUUGCGCAGUGACUGGGGUGUGUUGUGUAGUGACUGGGUUAUG